UCGCACCGUGGGACCCUGUGGGAGCCGUGGGCGUCGGGGUGGGUGCUGGAGCUGAGGUGAUUUCCGAUCUGGUGGGUUGGACUCCCAAGAAAAACCUGACGUCUCAGGGAUUCUUUCUCCGUUCGGGUUCCGCUCCGCGCGGCGCCGAGGAGGAAUAAUGGCUGCCACCUACCAGAGGGUGGUGGUGUUCAGUGAUGUUACUGUAGACUUCUCCCAAGAGGAGUGGGAAUACCUGGACUCUGUGCAAAGAGUUUUAUACAGAGAUGUGAUGCUGGAGAACUACAGCAACCUGGUGUCAGUGGGACUUUCUAUUUCUAAACCAGCUGUGAUCACCUUAUUGGAGCAAGGGCAUGAGCCCUGGACAGAUGAUAGGAAAGGGACUAGGGGGCCAUGCUCAAGUGUCCAAGAUAUUUGGGAAUGUAAAGACCAGUUUGAGGGACCAUAUUCUUAUCAAGAAGCACAUUUCAGCAAAGUAAUAAUCACCCGUGAAGAUGUACCUGCUUUUGAUCAGCGGGUAUCUCUUACUCUAUACCACAGAUCUGGAAAUGAGGAGAAACCAUAUUACUGUAAGGAAUGUGGGAAGGCUUUUAGUCGUGGAUCACAACUUACUCAACACCAGAGAACUCACAGUGGUGAGAAACCCUAUGACUGUAGGGACUGUGGGAAGGCCUUCAGUUGUAGUUCAGCACUUUCAAGACAUCAGAAAACUCACACUAGUGAGAAACCCUAUGAGUGUAAGGAAUGUGGUCAGUCCUUUAGUUGUGGCCCAUAUCUUCUGCGACAUCAGAGGAUUCACACUGGUGAGAAACCUUAUGAAUGUAGACAAUGUGGGAAGGCUUUUAGUUGGAUGUCAUAUUUUUCUCAACAUCAAAGAAUCCAUACUGGUGAAAAACCCUAUGAAUGUAAGCAGUGUGGAAAAGCAUUUUGUUGGAAGUCCUAUCUUACAAAACAUCAGAGAAUCCAUACUGCUGAGAAAUUCUAUGAAUGUAAGGAAUGUGGGAAGGCCUUUAAUAAGACCUCAAAACUUGUUCAACAUCAGAGAAUUCACAUUGGAGAGAAGCCCUAUGAAUGCAAAGAAUGUGGAAAAGCCUUUAUUAGGAGCUCAAGCCUCAUUCAGCAUCAGAGAAUUCACACUGGUGAAAAACCCUAUGAAUGCAAGGAAUGUGGAAAGACCUUUAGUUGUAACUCAUACCUUUCUCAACACCAGAGAUUUCACACUGGUAGGAGACCCUAUGAAUGUAAAGAAUGUGGAAAGACCUUUAGUUACCACUCAAACUUCACCAUACAUAAGAAAAUGCAUACAGGUGAGAAACCCUAUGAAUGCAAGAACUGUGGCAAGGCCUUUACUAGGAGUUGGAACUUUAUUCGACACCAGAGAAUUCAUAAUGGUGAUUAA
Molecule: messenger RNA, 1396 nt
Organism: Marmota flaviventris (yellow-bellied marmot)
Lineage: Eukaryota; Metazoa; Chordata; Mammalia; Rodentia; Sciuridae
Source: RefSeq, a predicted model, not a curated record